AAUGAUACCGGAUACAAAUUAUCAGAUUGAUGCAAAGUUUUGCAGUAAAGGAAAGACAUAUGCAAAAUCUGGAAUGCAUGAAUCAUUGGUUGUCAAAUGUGAUGAAGUGUAUUCUGGUAAGUAUUUCCUUUUUCACCUCUACUUGGAAGGAUCAAGUUCAAAGAGAACAAUAGAUAUAAAUGAACUCUAUAUGUAUGCUAAAUUAUUGAAUAAGGCAAAAACUCAUGUUUCCUUAACAACUUAUAAAAAUGUUAUUAAAAAGAUUAUAAGAGACGGAAGUGACGUCAGUACAGAUAUAUUAAAUAUUAUGCAAGAUGCAGUAUAUUAUUUAUCUUCUUCAUUAUUGGAAGAUGUAAAUAUUGAAAUAGAAAUAUUAACUGAUUUAAUCUACUUAAAUACAAUUUGCAUAUCUUGCUCUAAUGAAGGCAUUGCUGCUGAUGAUGAAACUGUAGAAAUUACAGAUUAUUUUAAAAAUGAAAUUGUAACUACAAAAAUAAAGGGAGAUUUUUUAUCACAACAUACAACUUGUGGAACUUUUAACACUGUAUUCUCAAAAUAUUUAAAACUUUUAUCUUUAAGGAAAAGACCAAUUUUUGAAAUUGAACUUUCUGCAACAACAAUUGCAUCAAAAGAAUGUUUGUAA
Molecule: messenger RNA, 643 nt
Organism: Dimorphilus gyrociliatus
Lineage: Eukaryota; Metazoa; Annelida; Polychaeta; Dinophilidae
Source: the annotation of a GenBank genome assembly